Zymoseptoria tritici IPO323 is the source of this 2292-nucleotide messenger RNA. RefSeq lists its product as uncharacterized. The coding region runs from base 1 to 2292 and encodes 763 amino acids. The transcript has 6 exons. The record is from RefSeq and is a predicted model, not a curated record. Lineage: Eukaryota; Fungi; Ascomycota; Dothideomycetes; Mycosphaerellales; Mycosphaerellaceae. Gene Ontology annotation, molecular function: nucleic acid binding.
AUGCCUCGUCUCGUUCUCGUCCCGUCACGAACGAAUCGUCCAACAUCUCAUCGUCUCUUCAAUCAUACGUCCAACCACACCAACAAGUACAACCACAGUCCAUCAAACCGCAACCACACAAGAGAAGCAAUGUCCUCCUCGCGCCCUCAUCCAUGGCAGCAAGAUUCCUCCUCCGCCGCCGCCUCUCUCCAGCACGACCAGCCACCAGAGCGACCACUUCGAAUCCGUCAGUACUUCGUCGACGCCUCCGUUCGAAGCCGUGACCGAGACAACAUGGACUUCGGAGGAGCUGCGUGGUGCACUUGGGAGACCGGGCAGUGGGUGGGUCGUGGGAUCGCGCUGGGAAAUGCGUGGGCACAUCGAGACGAGCUUUCUCUCCAGGCGGAGAUUAUGGCGAUCGACUUCUUUCUGGACGAAGCUCUCACGAAAGCGUACCAGCUGGAUGUGUUCGUCGUUUACAGCGACUGCACCUUUGCCAUGUACGAUGUGGAUGCGCAGAAGCGUGGACAAUACCGUGGCCCUCACUAUCGCUUGUUGGAAGAUAUCGGGGAGAAGAUCGAGGAGCUUGAGGACCGAGGAAAGAGUGUGGUUUUCAAGCACGUCCCCGGCCAUCUCCCUCCCUCCCCGAACAACUACCAGGCAUUUGGCAACCAUGCAGCCGACGAAAUGGCGAAAAUCGCAUGCAGAGCAUCAAUGCACGGCAAAGACGACGAUGCGAAAGAGCUCCGCCGUAUCCAGGACAUCAUCUACUUGAACAACAUUCAAGCCGGCAAGACCAGUCAUCUCGCGCCAGAAGCCAACCCAUUUCCCGGGAUCGCGGAAUCGGAAGGAGUGCUGGAUAUGGUCCAUGCGAGCCCCUUCGCCGCGCCGCACUCUACCGAGUUGGAGGGAGGGCUGGAUCCCAUACGUAAGAGCCUCGCAACUACGCCGCUCUUCCCACCACCGUCGAACAACUCCCAUCACAACCCGCCGAGUGCCCUCGUAGCAGCAGGCCCGAAGCGCACAGCGUCUGAUCCCAGACGUCCCUCCAAACCCGCACACCGACGACGCAUGAAUGCUUUCCGUCAUCUCGACCAGCCCGAGGAGAACGACACGCCUGUGAUGGCUCGAGAGCGCCAACGCCGAACCGCACAGCGAUACGACGACCCGUCUUCACAUCCGCCAGAUCUCUUUGUUGGACUUCUUUCAACGCAAGUCACAACGACAUUCUACGCGACGGAGAAGCGAUACAACACUCGACACGAUACAGCAUGCGAUGUAUUUGAGCUUGCCAAUGGUCGUCUUCCGGUCAUCUUCCUGCUUCAGACCUCUCACAAACUUCAGAAAAUGACCAACCCAAGCAAAACCCCAGAUCGAAACCAGAACGGCGGCGGCAACGAGCAUCUAGACGAUGCCUUUCAGCCCAGCUCCCUGUACGAGUUCGAUGAGUCGGACACACUCCAGAUGCAUAGACUGACCAACACGAACAUGCAAGGACUAUUCGAACCAGUCGGGUAUCGACGUACUGCUCAACGUCCGUUCGACUACGGUGCUGCAUCCAAACAACUCGCGCCACCAACCACUCUUCAACAGACUCAAGAACCGAUGUUUGUGACCCCUCGUGAGGUUCUGCACAACUCUCCACCGCCUCGUCGGGUUACGUACAUGCCACGGUUUGGAGAGGAUCAGGACAGUGAGAUGCAGCGGCAGGCUCAGGGAGUUGAGGAUGAGGAUGCUGACGCCGACCAUGAGUCGAUCACCGAGGAAGAGUGGCGGGCUCAUGAGUUCCAGGACCAGAUGGCUGACGCCGAAGAAGUUGCGGCUGAACCUCAGCAGGAACAGCAGGAGCAGAUCGAGGAGAAUCAGCCAGAGGUUCCAGAUGCAGAUAGCUCCGGCACCCACGCUAUGCCGGUCAAGCUGAGCGAUGAUGAGGAGCAUGAGCAGGAUGACAGUGAUCUCUCCGACGAAGACGAUUCUGCCGACGAACCCACUCCUGCACCACCCACCCAGCCUCCCUCGUCCAUGAAGCGCCCUCGCUCGCCUGCUCCAGCACUUGGAGGUACGUACACCUACAAGGGCGCGACGUAUGUCAUCCAGGGUGACGAGCCGGAGGAGUGGUUGCGAGGUGAGUCGACCGGAUCCAAGAGACAGAAGACCAGUGUCGCGGGGGCGAAGAAGGCUCCAGUCCCGGCUAAGGGUGGUGUCGCUUACAAGAAGAAGAGUGCAGACAAGGAGGAGGCCGAGCUCGAGGAUGACGGUGACGACGACAGCGAUGAGGAUUAUGAUCCUGAUGCUUUGGAUCUCGAUGAUUGA